Molecule: messenger RNA, 855 nt
Organism: Limanda limanda (common dab)
Lineage: Eukaryota; Metazoa; Chordata; Actinopteri; Pleuronectiformes; Pleuronectidae
Gene: sult4a1
Product: sulfotransferase family 4A, member 1
Exons: 7
Coding region: 1-855 (284 amino acids)
Biological process (GO): sulfation
Cellular component (GO): cytoplasm
Molecular function (GO): sulfotransferase activity
Source: RefSeq, a predicted model, not a curated record
AUGGCCGAAAGCGAGGCAGAUACGCCGAGCACACCGAUUGAGUUUGAGAGCAAAUACUUCGAGUUUGAUGGAGUGCGGCUGCCGCCCUUCUGCAGGGGGAAGAUGGAGGAGAUCGCCAAUUUCUCCCUCAGAAGUAGUGACAUAUGGAUCGUCACGUACCCAAAGUCAGGCACCAGUCUGCUUCAAGAGGUUGUGUAUUUAGUAAGCCAGGGAGCAGACCCAGAUGAAAUCGGCCUUAUGAACAUUGAUGAACAGCUGCCGGUCUUAGAGUACCCCCAACCUGGACUGGAUAUCAUACAGGAGCUGACAUCCCCUCGUCUGAUAAAAAGUCACCUUCCCUACCGAUUCCUCCCGACAGCAAUGCACCAUGGAGAAGCCAAGGUGAUCUACAUGGCUCGCAACCCUAAAGACCUGGUGGUGUCCUACUACCAGUUCCACCGCUCUCUUAGGACCAUGAGCUACCGGGGAACCUUCCAGGAGUUCUGUCGCCGUUUCAUGGAUGACAAGUUGGGAUAUGGUUCCUGGUUUGAACAUGUUCAGGAAUUUUGGGAGCAUCGUAUGAACGCGAAUGUCCUCUUCUUGAAAUAUGAAGAUAUGUACAAGGACCUGGGGACAUUGGUGGAAAGGUUAGCCAGGUUCCUGGGUGUUUCCUAUGACAAGGCUCAGCUGGAAGGCAUGGUGGAGAGCUGCAACCAGCUCCUUGAGCAGUGCUGCUCCAUGGAGGCACUGUCCAUCUGCAGGGGUCGUGUGGGGCUGUGGAAGGAUGUCUUCACAGUGUCUAUGAAUGACAAGUUUGACACGGUCUACAGACAGAACAUGGGCAAGUCAGACCUGACCUUUGACUUCUGUCUCUGA